AAAAUUUUCGAAAAAAAAAAGAAAAACCCAAAGCCCCCAAAUCCAAGCCGCCGCCGCCGCCGCCCGCCCGCUUCCGCGCUUCAGCUUUUUCGGAGUGACCGCACGGUCGCCACUCGCUCCUUCCUCCCGCACGGCCGCUCCGCCGCCACUCGCCUCGCCCUCACCUCCCGCACCGCCGCCAGCACGCAGUUGUAGGGAGCGGGUCCAAAUCGAUCCCCGAGGUCAGGAUCAGUGUCCCGCCUCCCGUACUUCCCAUGGACGCCGACGACGGUAGCCGUGCCACCCCGCCACUGGACGCCACGGCCGCCGCCUUCAAGUCUCAAGUCAUGGAGCUGCAGGACCUCGUCCUCGCACGCAGCAUGUUCCCGGCCACGGCGCUGCCCGAACUCGGCAACGUGGACGCGCUGGUGACUGCGAUGGAGACGCAGGUGCAAAACAUCCGCCUCCGUCUUCAGGAGGAGCUUGGUGCCAUCCCCAAGGCCAAGGGAGUACUUUAUUGCAUCCAUAUGCAGAAGCUAGUCCAGCGUCUCUUGAAGCAGGAAGAGAAGCUGCAGCACAUGCUUGCGAACUUACCUUCCGGAAUGCGCAAGGAUGCUUUUGCUACUCAGCUUGAACAGAGCACAUCAAAGAUGCUGCCUCAUUUUGACUCUUAUUUUACUGAAGCUAAUGAAUGUGAUGUGAAGAUUAAGGAUGAGCCAGUUGCAGCUCCUAGGAAGGGAAGAGCACCUGCACCUCGUUGGUAUAUCUCAACCGAGGAGCUUGAUUCGCUCUCAUCGUACAUGAGGGGAAGACUGACUUUGGAAAAGGUUAAUAUCGCAAUAAAUGAAGUGGCUUCAUAUGCAGAGGCCAAUGCUCAUCUUGUUACAUGCCCUAAGAGAAAGUUGUCAGAAGACACAUGGGAUAAAGCUUUGGAACUAAGGGACAUUGCAGCAAAAGAAGCAGUAAAGGGCAACCAUUUCUUCCUGGAAGCAGAUAUCAAAGGACCUGGUCUAAAACUUGACCAUACUGGCAAAGCUAUUCUUACUGUCCUUCGCCAUCUUGGGCGCUUCCAGGAAGUUCGGAUUGGGCACCAUCGGGUCUUUAUACUCUCAAAGCAGGCCUGAAGAUAUUUCGUUUGAUUUGAGUUGGUGCACAUUCUGUAAUCCGGUAGCCUCCAAACCGUAAUAUUGCAAAAUGCAUCUCACAUGUGCUUACUUGAUUCAGAAGAUGUCUGUGCUUUCAUCAGUGAUCUGCUUGGCGGUGUGUUUUCAUUUGUACCGGGGUUAUAUUAGGCCAAAGUUCCCAUGGGAUGUAUAUGUGCGGUUGCAAGCUUAUCCAUGCCGUGCAAGCUCUAAUUUCCUGAAUGAGUAAUGUGAGAGCAUGCUGUAAUUUCAGCCUUUUUUUUUUCUUUUUUUGGAGCUGUGUGCAGAGAUACCUGGACGAGCGUGAUGUUUCAUAGAAUAGCUAGUGUUGCAGAUUGCAGAGCAUCAAGUUCUUGAUUGCCUGAGCUACCUACAUAGUUAUGGUAAUCUUUGUU
Molecule: messenger RNA, 1516 nt
Organism: Sorghum bicolor (sorghum)
Lineage: Eukaryota; Viridiplantae; Streptophyta; Magnoliopsida; Poales; Poaceae
Product: spindle and kinetochore-associated protein 1 homolog
Exons: 9
Coding region: 255-1103 (282 amino acids)
Biological process (GO): chromosome segregation; cell division; mitotic cell cycle
Cellular component (GO): outer kinetochore; mitotic spindle; spindle microtubule
Molecular function (GO): microtubule binding
Source: RefSeq, a predicted model, not a curated record